AUGGUCAAUGAGGACAACAAGACCGCGUCGAGAGACGGCUGCAGGAGCAGCAACGUGCCUACAAGCGCCGAGCCACCACUUGCUGCUCCUCCUCACAAGAGCUCUGGAUGGCGCUCGUUCUGGUCAAUGUUGUCAGCCGCUGUGGUGCUCGUUGCAGUGGGUUGCGCCACGUACGUCGACGUGCCUCUAGCCGUCCAGAGCCUGCAGCGUUUCGUCGUCGAUCGCGUGUACAAUGCUGAGAUGAUCAUGUUCGGGCUUGGACUUGGAAACAGUAGCAACGAAACGCUCCCGGACAAGUACACGACGGACCUCGUGGCGAUCCAAGUGCGGCACCUCGUGAGCGACUUGACGUGCAACGACUCGGACUACUCGGCGUCGACGCUUCUUGACGGCCAUGUAGUGUCUGUGACGGAGCCAAUGGAGGCUGAGCAGCCAAUGGCCGACGACAGAGUGUUUUUCAUGCUCAACGGCGCCAACGAGGGCGUCUACGUGUCGUGGAACGGUCAGUUCGACUGUAUUAGCAAGGCAGCUGAGCUGGCUGCAGCGUGGCUCGGUGCCGACCGAGACGUGAUGGCGAAUGGAGUGCGUCUUUAUAGUCAGAUGGGCUGGCCCGUCCGCAACGCGAAGGAGUUGCGUGACGCAAAGAACAUUGUCCAUGUGCUGCUGGACUUUCAGUUGUGGCAGUGGCCGGGUAUCAAGAAGGGGUACGCGUACGUGUUGGAGAAUGGUGUGACGCUAACGAUGGUGGGGAUCAGCCCUAAGGUGUUUGAUGUCCAGUAUUUCCUCACCCAGGAAGAGGCCGAUCGAGCCAUUGAAAUUGGAUCGCCAAAGCUGAACCGGUCGAUGGUGGGCGGAGAUAAUUCGACCCAGGUUGAAUCGAAUGCUCGCACGAGCCACACAGCAUUUUUGCCCGAUAGCGUGUUUGCGCGAGACUUCCAAAAGCGCUCAGCUCUUGUUGCACGGCUCCCGAGUCCUUCGUAUGUGGAAAAGAUGCAAUUGGUGCGCUAUGGUGCGGGCGAGCUCUACAGACAGCAUUUUGACACUUUUCACUCGCGCGAGUUCCUUCCGAAAGUCACGGAUACGUACACGGUUGAGGACUACGUAGAGUGGACCGAGUGGGCUGCAGACAAACUUCGUGGCAUGAACCCGAACAAGGUGCCUGAGAGGUUUCGAGAGGGUGGACCGCUGUUCCCGAACGCCAACGACACCAUGGUCUUUCCUCGUGCUCUCCUUGGGAUAUUCCGCGACUACAUGAACUCGGCGAACCGAUUCACAGCUAUGUUCGACACCGCCUACGACGACUGGCUUCGUUCAAGUCUGAAUAGCAGCGCCGAGAUCGUGAUGAAGGUUUUGGUGGAGGAUACGAACCGUCCGUCAUACAUCCCGUCCAUCAUCAGGUCAUGGGAGGAGGAGCUGGGCCUUGGCGAGCUGCGGUACACGUUUCCCAAGCACGACACAAACUCUGUGACGCAUUUUCUCCAGUGGGUUCGCUGGGCCAGGGAACGCGUGAGUUUCUUGGGGGAUAAAGUGCCGGCUGCUGUCCGUCCCGGUGGGGAACUGUAUCCCCAGUUCAGGGUAAACUUUCAGGAGAUGCUGCUUGGGUUCAUCCUUGAUGAUUACUCUGAAGGAUUCGUCACGCGCGUGACGAGCGAGGAAUGGUACAACUGGAUGGGAAUCAACCGCGGACGCAACAAUAUCCUUAUUCAAGUGCUUCAGGCGUUCCCCCAGUUCGCAGAGCUAGCGAUCCGCACUUGGGAAGCACGCACCGGUGGUAUCCCGGAGCUGCGCUACAAGCUGCCCAAUUACGUCCAGCAAUUCAAUCCGCAGCGCUACGUGACGCUGUUUCUGUACUUGAACAACCAGACAAAGGCCGGCGGUGAGACUGUCUUUCCCUUCUCAUUGGAUCGGUAUUCGGAUGAGGAGAUCGUGCGCGAGGGCAUGAACGAGUGCUCUACAGGUCUCGCCGUGCCUCCCCUCGCUCUGCACGCUUCCCUUUUUUACGUCCAAACUCCCGAGGGCGUGCCCGACUUCAUGAGUCGUCACGGUGGUUGUCCGCCUUCUGAAGGUGUGAAAUGGGGCGCCAACUUGUUUAUGUGGGACUCGGACUCUGCCGAUGGCGCCAAAUAUUGGACCACCUAG
This is a messenger RNA of Hyaloperonospora brassicae, 2139 nucleotides long. NCBI's taxonomy places the organism in Eukaryota, Oomycota, Peronosporomycetes, Peronosporales, Peronosporaceae. The record is from the annotation of a GenBank genome assembly.